Vitis riparia (riverbank grape) is the source of this 1780-nucleotide messenger RNA. RefSeq names its product probable carboxylesterase 16. Gene Ontology annotation, molecular function: hydrolase activity. Bases 312 to 1499 code for a protein of 395 amino acids. NCBI's taxonomy places the organism in Eukaryota, Viridiplantae, Streptophyta, Magnoliopsida, Vitales, Vitaceae. The record is from RefSeq and is a predicted model, not a curated record. The transcript is spliced from 2 exons.
GGCUGGAGUGGACGCCUGGACUCCGUGUUUGCUGAAAUAGUUCCGGCCGUCAUCGCUGACACGCGCCAAAAAUACUAAUCCCAUGAGGCAUUCUCACCGUCGGAUCAUCCAGUCAUCCUACAGUAGCCGCCCGAUGGUGAUAUAAUUAUUGUAUUGAUUCAGGAAAACAGAACCCUCUUCUGUGUUCCCAAGUCCAUCACGCCACCGCGAAUUUCAAUUCAACCAGUUUCUCUCCUCUUCUUCUUCAUUGAAUCUUGAAAACCCUAACCCUAAUCCUGAUUCUAAUCUCUAUGAACUCAAUACAUUGAGAAAUGCCUACUGUAGCAGUGAAGCUGUACAGCUUCCUUUUCAAAUUCACCGUCAAGCAUCGACUCCAGAGCCGAAUCGGGGCUUCUCCCGAUGAGGCUGAUCCCUCCGGCGUCACUUCUCGCCCGGAGGAUGGUGUCGCCCCCGCCAACCCCACCUUCUCCGAUGGCGUCGCCACCAAGGACAUCCACGUGGACGAUCCUCGCGCCUCCCUCUCUCUCCGCCUUUUCCUCCCCGAGACGGCGCUAUCCGGCUCCGAUUCUAAAUCUAGGGUUAGGGUAAACAGGGAUGACAGCUACGGCGGGUAUUCGCCGCCGGCUGGUAGGAGUGGGCGAAGGUUGCCGGUGUUGUUGCAGUUUCAUGGAGGAGGAUUUGUGAGUGGGAGUAACAAUUCGGUGGCGAAUGAUGUGUUCUGUAGGAGGAUUGCGAAGCUGUGCGAUGUGGUGGUGGUGGCAGUGGGGUAUCGGCUGGCGCCGGAGAAUCGGUACCCGGCUGCGUUUGAGGAUGGGGUGAGGGCGUUGCAUUGGGUGGGGAAGCAGGCGAAUUUGGCGGAUUGGAGCAGAUCGCAGUGGAAGGUGGGUAGGGAUACUAUGAAUGAUAACUUUGGAGCUUCCAUGGUUGAGCCUUGGUUGGCGGCUCAUGGCGAUCCUUCCAGGUGUGUUCUCCUUGGGGUGAGCUGUGGUGCAAAUAUUGCAGACUAUGUGGCUCGGAGGUCUGUAGAGGCAGGCAAGCUUUUAGACCCUGUUAAGGUGGUGGCCCAAAUUCUGAUGUACCCUUUUUUCAUUGGAAGUGUCCCCACAAAAUCAGAGAUUAAACUGGCUAACUCUUACUUCUAUGACAAAGCUAUGUGCUUGCUUGCAUGGAAACUCUUCCUACCUGAGGAAGAAGUGAACCUAGACCACCCAGCUGCCAACCCUCUGAUUCCUGGGAGGGGACCACCCUUGAAGUGCAUGCCUCCAACACUGACAGUUGUGGCAGAGCAUGACUGGAUGCGAGACCGAGCCAUUGCUUAUUCAGAGGAGCUCCGAAAAGUUAAUGUGGAUGCACCCCUUCUUGAUUACAAGGAUGCUGUGCAUGAGUUUGCUACCCUUGAUGUGCUCCUCAAGACACCACAGGCCCAAGCCUGUGCUGAGGACAUUGCCAUAUGGGUCAAGAAGUAUAUUUCACUCAGAGGCCAUGAGUUUUCUUAUUGACUAUGCUGACAAAAAGGGGAAUAAGAGUAUUCGUAGAAGGAAAGGAAUAUGGUUAAACACCUAUAGGAGCGGUUAGCUGAUGUAAGUAGAGCUUUGCAUAGUAUCCCUUUCAGUGGGAUGAAUUUUAAAAUGAGAGAGUAGUUUACUUGUUUAUAUCAAAAGCUUGUAGUAUAGCAUCAGGCUGUUCAAUUUUCUUUGGUUUUCUCUUGUCAUUACUGUAAAGAUAAGCAAUUUCUUUUUACGAGGGUGCAAUUAUUAUGAUCUGUGUGAACGUUCAUUUA